AUGGAAGAUUCGAUGGAUAUGGACAUGAGCCCCCUGAGGCCCCAAAACUAGCUUUUCGGUUGUGAACGAAAGGCCCACAAAGACUACCACUUUAAGGUGGAUAAUGACAAAAACGAGCACCAGCUGUCUUUAAGAAUGGCCAGUUUAGGGGCCGGUGCAAAGGAUGAAUUGCACACUGUCGAAGCACAAGCAAUGAAUUACGAAGCCAGUCCAAUUAAAGUGACACUGGCAACUCUGAAAAUGCCUUUACAGCCGACGGGUUCCCUUGGGGGCUUUGAAAUGACACCACCUGUUGUCUUAAGGUUGAAGUGUGGUUCAGGGCCUGUGCAUCUUAGUGGACAGCACUUAGCAGCUGUGGAGGAAGAUGCAGAAUCAGAUGAGGAGGAGGAAGAGGAUGUAAAACCCUUAGGUAUACAUGGAAAACGAUCUGCCCCUGGAAGUGGUAGCAAGGAUCCACAGAAAAAAGUAAAACUAGCUGCUGAAGAAGACGAUGAUGAUGAAGACGACGACGACAAUGAUGAUUUUGAUGAUGAGGAAACUGGAGAGAAAGCUCCAGUCAAGCAUCCUUCAAAAAGAAAACAGACUCCUAAAACACCCAAAGGACCUAGAUCUGUAGAAGAUAUUAAAGCAAAAAUGCAAGCAAGUAUAGAAAAGGGUGGUUCUCUUUGCAAAAUGGAAGCCAAGUUCGCCAAUUAUGUGAAGCAUUGCUUCCGGAUGACUGACCAGGAGGCCGUUCAAGAUCUCUGGCAGUGGAGGAAGCCUCUUUAA
Molecule: messenger RNA, 768 nt
Organism: Fukomys damarensis (Damara mole-rat)
Lineage: Eukaryota; Metazoa; Chordata; Mammalia; Rodentia; Bathyergidae
Product: nucleophosmin-like
Exons: 2
Biological process (GO): ribosomal large subunit biogenesis; positive regulation of transcription by RNA polymerase II; regulation of centrosome duplication
Cellular component (GO): nucleolus; nucleoplasm; centrosome
Molecular function (GO): histone binding; RNA binding; chromatin binding
Source: RefSeq, a predicted model, not a curated record